Messenger RNA from Truncatella angustata, 1527 nucleotides. RefSeq names its product metal dependent amidohydrolase. Gene Ontology annotation, molecular function: hydrolase activity, acting on carbon-nitrogen (but not peptide) bonds. The record is from RefSeq and is a predicted model, not a curated record. The coding region runs from base 1 to 1527 and encodes 508 amino acids. The transcript has a single exon. Lineage: Eukaryota; Fungi; Ascomycota; Sordariomycetes; Amphisphaeriales; Sporocadaceae.
AUGGCUCUGGUGUUUCGACGAGCGAGGAAAUUAUGGUUUUAUCUAGUACUUUUCCCCAUUGUGCUGUACCUAUCUGCUAGGAUUCUCAGGUCACCAUCGGACCCGGUUCUCGCUAGUACAUCAAAUCAUGGAGCCUGUAAACUUCUCAAAAAAGGGAGCUCGACCAGUUUGCUUCUCAAGGGAACCGUUUUGAGCCCAGACGGUCCGCUCCAGCAUGGAUACGUCCUUGUAAAAUCCGAGAGGAUCGUCGAGGUCGGUAAAACAUACCAACCUGGUACACAAACCGACGACGUGACCAUUGUUGACUGCACCGGUUCCAUCAUAUCACCCGGCUUCAUUAAUCUCCAUGAGCAUAUCGAGUUUUCCACUGUUAGUCCAUUCAAAGACCUAGGUCAGAGAGUUAGGCACAGACAUGACUGGCGUGUCGGAGCUAGAAACAAUACCAUACGAGAAGCAACUAUCAGUAAACAGAUGAUUGGCGAUUCCAUCAAAUGGGGAGAGCUUCGACAUGUUCUUUCUGGCACUACUUCCAUUGUGGGUGGCGGCAUGGUGGCUGGGCUGGCGCGUAACUUGGACUUUGCUGCUGGUCUAGAAGCUGGUCUCUCUGCAGCGCCUGAUAUCUGGGACGUCUUUCCUCUCAAUGAUGCAGGUGGAAUCCUCAGAAACGGGGAUUGCGACUACGGAGCGGAGGCUAUUGACAAAGAUAAGGCAAGCAAGUAUCAUAGAUAUUUGGCACAUGUCGCAGAGGGUUUGGAUGAAGAGGCCGCCAACGAGUUUCGGUGUUUAUCAAGUGAUAGUUACGACGACAUUCCCAUGCCCGGUGGUGGAGGGUUGAGCACCGACAUCAUCGCCCCAAACCUUGCCAUGGUUCAUGCCUUGGGCUUGACCGAAGCCGACUUCGACCUUGUGGCUCAGAGAGGGGCCCAUGUGGUUUGGUCACCACGCAGCAAUGUCUUUCUGUACGGCAAGACGCUCAAUGUGACAUAUCUUCUGGAAGCUGGCAUCAACGUCGCACUCGGGACCGACUGGCUUCCAUCAGGAUCCGCCACCAUGAGCCGAGAAGCCGUCUGUGCGGCCUCGUCUAUCCAACAAAGCUAUGAGCAGGCCCUCGAAUCCAAAACCAUCUGGGAAAUGAUGACCAUCAAUGCUGCCAGAGCCGCAAGUUUUGAAGAGCACAUCGGCUCAAUAGCAACUGGCAAACUUGCCGACAUCGUCAUAUUCCGAGCUGGAUCCGGCGAUGCCUACACGCAGGCCAUCUUUGCUCCGAUGGAGAACAUCGAGCUGGUCCUACGGGGUGGUGAAAUCGUCACUGCUGCGGAGUCGCUUCGUAGUAUUACUUCUCGUAGUUGCGAGCUGGUCAAGUUCGGUCAUCAUCGGAAGGCCGUAUGUGUGGCUGAUGAGAUUGGAUCGAGCUUCACGGAAUUUGCAGCCUUCAUGGGUGAAGUCUAUCCGGCGAUACUUCCAGGAGUCCCACCAUAUGAGCCUUCGUGCGAAGUCCUCAUAGCAGAAAUUACACCAAACCACUGA